Molecule: messenger RNA, 797 nt
Organism: Actinia tenebrosa (Australian red waratah sea anemone)
Lineage: Eukaryota; Metazoa; Cnidaria; Anthozoa; Actiniaria; Actiniidae
Product: cystinosin
Biological process (GO): L-cystine transport
Cellular component (GO): vacuolar membrane
Molecular function (GO): L-cystine transmembrane transporter activity
Source: RefSeq, a predicted model, not a curated record
UUCGAUGUCAAUCGCUGUCGUCGUCGUACACUGUAUGCAAGUCUUGUGACUUGUAUCACAGAAAACAUGUGAGGGAGGCAUGAAUGACUCCACAAACAAAACAACUUGCGGUUUGUCAAAACCAAGGACUCGAUCUCUUCUAGACAAGGAUCGUUUGAUAUUAAACCGGUUUGUAGAGGGCGCACAGGAAAAUAAUCGUGAACUAAUCAAGACGUAGUCAAUAAUAUUGAACUUUUUGAGUCCACAAAGAAUAAAUUUACGACAGCUAUACUAUAAGUUACCCGGCUUGGAACCAUGGCAUUGACUUUACAAAUUUUCCUUAUUCUUAUAUUUGGAUCUAUUGUUUGCCAAGGAAACAAAGUCAUUGAGGUGCUUACAGAUGCAGAUGGUGACAUGCAUAUUGAAGUAGGACACUCAGGCCACUUUGGAGUAUAUUUAAAAGCAAAUUAUCCCGUUGAAAACUUGGAUUUGAUUGCAAAUUUUACUAGUAGCAAACCUGGCAUUGCAAACCUGUCCAAGGAAGAAGUUAGCAUUUUUUCAAACAGUAAGGAAGAUCCAUGUUAUGUAAAAUUUCAUGGACUAAAGGUUGGCAAGGCAACUGUAACUGUGAAAAAUGCAACACUUGUCAAUGAAAGCCAUUCAAACACUUCGAUAAAGUAUGAUGGCAUCAAAGUAGUUGUGAGAGUAGUACAUUUCCCUCCCCUGAUAAUCAUUAAUGCUGUCAUCGGCUGGAUCUACUUCGUGGCUUGGUCAGUUUCCUUCUACCCACAGGUGUACUUGAAUUGGAAACGAAAAAG